GCCGGCUUCCCCGAUCGCUUUCUAUUACAGAAUCACACUGUGGCAGUGACAUGGCGUUGACGCCGUCAACGGCUCUCGUUUCCUUCCUUGAACGUCUCCAAGAAACCGCAUUCGAAACCUUCGGUGACUCUAACUUCGAUCCAAAGACCUACAUGGACCUGCCUCUCAGGUUCACACUCGCCGUAACGGAACACGCGUUCCAGAACCUUCCAAGGACCGCUAACGGUUCCGUGUCGGUUGAGGAGUUGAACCGUUUUCUAGAAGCGCACUUCGAGGGUGCAGGGGAUGAUCUGGUGUACCACGAACCAGAGGAUUUCGUUCCUCAGCCGAAGGGGUUUCUGGCGAAGGUGAAGCACCCUCAGGUGAGAGCGUGGGCGUUGGAGGUUCAUUCGCUUUGGAAGAACUUGAGCAGGAAAGUAUCCAGUGCGGUGAAGGUGCACCCGCAGUUGCAUACUCUGCUUCCUCUCCCUGCUUCUUUAGUCAUUCCUGGGUCGCGCUUUCGUGAGGUUUAUUACUGGGAUUCGUAUUGGGUAAUUAGAGGCUUGUUGGUGAGUAAAAUGUAUAAGACUGCUAAGGCUAUUGUUACGAAUCUCAUUUCCUUCAUUGAAGAAUAUGGUUUUGUGCUUAAUGGUGCUAGAGCAUACUAUACCAACAGGAGCCAGCCUCCCCUCUUAAGUGCUAUGAUCUAUGAGAUAUACUGUCACACGGGUGAUAUAGAAUUAGUUAAAAGAUCCCUCCCUGCACUAUUGAAAGAGUAUGAGUUUUGGAAUUCAGACAUACACAAAGUGACCAUUUUGGAUGCUCAAGGUUGCACUCACACUUUGAAUCGUUAUCAUGCAAUGUGGAACAAGCCCAGGCCAGAAUCGUCCAUAAUGGACAAGGUAUCUGCAUCCAAAUUCUCGAAUGUUUCAGAAAAACAACAUUUUUAUCGUGAUUUGGCAUCAGCAGCUGAAUCCGGAUGGGAUUUCAGCACUAGAUGGAUGAGAAACCCACCUGAUUUCACAACAAUAGCUACAACAUCUGUAAUUCCUGUUGAUUUGAAUACGUUUCUACUUGGGAUGGAACUUAAUAUUGCCUUCUUUGCAAAAGUUACUGGUGAUAAUAGCACUGCCAAACACUUUGUGGAAACUUCUGAUCUUAGAAAGAAGGCAAUGAACUCUGUUUUCUGGAAUCCAAACAUGAAACAAUGGCUUGAUUACUGGCUCAGCAAUAGCACUUGUCAGGAGGUUCAGGUUUGGAAAAACCUGCAUCAGAAUCAAAAUGUAUUUGCUUCCAAUUUUGUUCCUUUGUGGUUGAAGCCAUUUCAUUCAGAUACUUCGCUUGUGGGUAGUGUUGUUGAAAGUCUCAAAGCUUCUGGCCUGCUUCGUGCUGCUGGAGUUGCAACUUCUUUGACUGAUUCAGGACAACAGUGGGACUUUCCAAACGGGUGGGCCCCACUUCAACAUAUGCUAGUGGAGGGCCUUCUAAAAUCAGGGUUGAAAGAAGCAAGGUCAUUGGCUGAGGACAUUGCCAUCAGAUGGAUCACAACAAAUUAUAUUGUUUACAAAAAAACGGGUGUGAUGCAUGAAAAGUUUGACGUGGAGCAUUGUGGAGAAUUUGGAGGUGGGGGUGAAUAUGUAUCCCAGACUGGUUUUGGCUGGUCGAAUGGAGUUGUGUUGGCAUUCUUGGAGGAGUUUGGAUGGCCAGCAGAUCGGAAUAUAGAAUGCUGAUGCUCUCAGAUCAGAAAUUGAAAGGUAGUUUGUUAUUUACUCAUGAAAGGCACUUGUUAAAGCAAUAAAGCAGAGAUGAAGUACAGCUUCGUUGCCAUUUCCGAUAUUUGAUAUUUCCUCAGAAAUAUAUCUAGAAAAUUCAUAAAAUGUGGCGGAGGACGUCACGUAUCAAUGAUGGGGCACAAAUUGCUGCCCAUUAUUGGAUUCCUUACAUUGUAACUUCUGUUUGAUGGCAUGGAUUCGACCAUUUGAUGGAAGUUUAUUAUAUUAUUGGACACAAAUACUAAUAAGCACUCUUAAAUUACUAGUUAACAAAACAAAAACACAAAAUCUAUUAUAAUCUAUCUAAUAUCUAUAUCUAUUCUGUAUAUAACACGAAGU
This is a messenger RNA of Abrus precatorius (Indian licorice), 2090 nucleotides long. Its product is annotated as trehalase. The coding region runs from base 51 to 1709 and encodes 552 amino acids. The record is from RefSeq and is a predicted model, not a curated record. Gene Ontology annotation, biological process: trehalose catabolic process. The transcript is spliced from 12 exons. Gene Ontology annotation, molecular function: alpha,alpha-trehalase activity. NCBI's taxonomy places the organism in Eukaryota, Viridiplantae, Streptophyta, Magnoliopsida, Fabales, Fabaceae.